Messenger RNA from Lactuca virosa, 645 nucleotides. NCBI's taxonomy places the organism in Eukaryota, Viridiplantae, Streptophyta, Magnoliopsida, Asterales, Asteraceae. The record is from the annotation of a GenBank genome assembly.
AUGUCGGAAGAUCAUUCUCAAACAGAAGAUACUACCCUUCAUGACACAUCAAAACCCAUAUGGGAGAGCAGGGCUACGUCUCCAAUAAUCGAGCGUAUACCAACAUCCAAGUUUAAGUUAAAAUUGAAAUAUGGAGGUUACUUUCGACUAACGAAGAAUAGUUGUAAGCAAAUAUAUUGCUUUGGCUCUCAAAAAUGUAUCCACAUAGACACAUUUGUAUACAAGUUUAGUCAACUACAUGAAGAAGUGGUAAAACGUUAUUCAUCAAAGAACAACCCGAAAAUUUCUAUUUUUUAUGUUGACAAGUAUGCACCAGAAAAAUCCCAUAUUGUGCUUGAUUCUGAUGAAAAGUUCAUGGCUAUGCUUGGCAUGUAUGGAAGCGAGAAACAAGUAACCAUUUAUGUGACAACAGAGAAUAACCUUGGCUCCAAUAAUCAUACUAACCAUUUGUGUGCUAACAGAGAUGAACCACACGAUAAGUAUGAUGCAGACCUUUGUCCUAGUGAAGAAAGCUAUCACAGUCAUCUCAGUUCUGAUAAUAAAGAUGAUAUAAUGAAUGAUGAUGAUGUAGUUUACUCAUCUAGUAAAAAUAGUAUAAGCAUGAAAGUCGGCUCAAAAUUUGAAAACAUGGUUGAUUUCAGGUGA